This is a messenger RNA of Papilio xuthus (Asian swallowtail), 1158 nucleotides long. RefSeq names its product acyl-CoA Delta(11) desaturase. Gene Ontology annotation, molecular function: iron ion binding; stearoyl-CoA 9-desaturase activity. The record is from RefSeq and is a predicted model, not a curated record. The transcript has 6 exons. The coding region runs from base 1 to 1080 and encodes 359 amino acids. Lineage: Eukaryota; Metazoa; Arthropoda; Insecta; Lepidoptera; Papilionidae. Gene Ontology annotation, cellular component: endoplasmic reticulum membrane. Gene Ontology annotation, biological process: unsaturated fatty acid biosynthetic process.
AUGCCGCCAAACGUGGAUCCAAUACCGAGCGGAGUUGUGUUCGAAACGGACACCCAGACUGCUGACCUCGGCCUUGAUAAAGAUGUCUCCCUAUUAAAGAAGGCCACUCCUAAGAAGCAUGAAUACGUCUGGUUCAAUAUAUUUUGGUUCCUCUUCCUACAUAUUAGCUCAGUAUAUGGAUUGUAUUUAGCUUUCACUUCUGCUAAAUGGCAAACAAAUGUUUUCGCGUUUGCUAUACAUCAAAUGUGUGCAAUUGGCAUCGGUGCCGGAUCUCAUCGUCUAUGGACGCACAGAUGCUUCAAAGCAAAAACUCCUUUGAGGACCGUCUUAAUGAUAUGGCAAACAAUGGGAUUCCAGGACAGCAUUUUCGAAUGGGCACGCGACCACCGCACGCAUCAUAAAUACGCGGACACAGACGGCGAUCCUCACAACGCCGAGCGUGGUCUGUUCUUCUCGCAUAUGGGCUGGCUCUGCUGCAAGAAGAGUCCAGAAGUCAUCGAGGGCGGCAAGCGUAUUGACCUUAGCGAUCUCUAUGAAGACCCGGUAGUCAUGUUCCAGAAAAAACAUUAUUUGAAGAUGAUGCCAAUCCUGUGCUUCGUGUUGCCGACUGUACUCCCCGUGUACCUGUGGGGCGAGACGUGGAUCAACGCUUUCUUCAUACCAACAAUUCUCCGCUACACUUUCGGCAUCAAUGUAGUCUGGAGCGUUAAUAGCUUCGCCCAUAAAUUCGGAUACAGACCCUAUGACAAGUCAUUGAACCCUCGGGAGAACAUUGCAGUGUGGAUGUUCUGCGUGGAAGGUUUCCACAACUACCACCACACGUUCCCCUGGGACUACCGCGCGAGCGAGCACCCCCUCAUCAACAUGUUGACACCAACUAUUGUGUUUAUUGAGGCGAUGGCUAAGAUCGGACAAGCAUACGACUUGAAGGCUGUCUCUCCUGAAAUUAUCAAACAACGUACAUUACGUACUGGUGACGGCACUCAUCAAUUGUGGGGAUGGGACGACCCCGAAUUUACUGAACGACUCAAAGCCAAGUAUGGAGCUAUACAUUGUACGGAAGAAAAAAAAGAUAUGUAAAUCAAGAAAUAUAAAGAGAAAUUUAUAAACUAAGACUAUGUAUUACUAUGUUUAACUAUGGGCAUUAAACAAAUGAAU